UUAUCAAAAUGUAAUUGGUUAGAUUAAGGAUUGUUCGAGAUAAUAUUAUUUAUAAUGGUUAGAGUUGGCAAAGUAUUGUAAUCAAUAAUUUAUACCACCAGAGUAUACAAAAAAUGUAAAAAGUAUUAAUUUACCCAAUUUAAGGUAAUCUAGAUUAUAUAUCUUCCAUUCCACAUGUUUCUCACAAUUUUUAAAAUAAAUAAAUAAAUAAAAUAGUACAUAGAUCACUUACAUUCUUUCUACUUUCCACAUCAGAUAUUUGCUUAUCUGUCCCUUAUUAUAAGACAUGUCAGUGAGUCAGUACAAGCUCUCUCAUGCAAACCAAAAACAAAAAAUUACACAAUUCACAAUUCUUGCGAAUCUCUCCAAAUAUGGAAACCCGUCGUAAACAAAGCAUCUCCGGCGACGGGUUCUCUUUCCCGAGCACUCCCGAACCCGAUAACAACCACCACAGCCGCGGCUCCUCGUCCGAUUUCGAAUUCGGUAGCAUUACUCCAGACUCACCGUACAGCGAUGACCCCAGCAAAAAUUCCCCCGCCGACCAUCUCUUCUUCAACGGAAAACUUCUUCCGCACUCGUUUCCAUUCCAGCCAACCAAUACUACCUCCAUUUACGGCGUCGUAUCGGAGAAUUCAUCUCGAUCCAUGAUAAAGAGUCGAACAAGCAGUAGUAAUAGCAGCAAAGACUCAAUGAUGUCGUCCCGAAGCAACAGCACCAACAGCAGGAGUAGCACUAGCAGUUGCAGCAGUAGUAGCGCCAGGACCAGCUCCUCCUCCAGCGACAAUUCCGAGAGAAGGCUGCUGUACUGUCAGAGCAGCAAAACGACGUCGUUAUCAGUUAUGGGGAGAGGAUCCAGAUCAGAUCAAAUUAGAUAUGGCGGUGGAAGUAAAGCAGUGUCUGCUCAAGUGUACGGUUCUUCUCAAAGGUGGCAAUUCAUGGCUCAUCCUGUUCCGGCUUUAAGCCGAGACACUUCGCUGCGGCGGAGGAAAACAGAGGUUUCGGUUAAUAAUAAAAAUCAUAAUGAUGAAGAGAGGAGAUCGAUACCAAAGAAGAAGAAAAAGAGGACCGUUGUUGUUAAGCGGCUUCGGUUUGGUCGGACUCCGAGGAUUUUCCGGUGGUUUUUUGCUGCCUGUAGAGAGUGCCAUGCUAUUGAACCCUCCAAAAAGAAAAAAAGUUAAAAAUGUCAAAUUAAAAAAAGAGUUUUCAUUUUUAUUUUUUUCUGUUUACUUUUUCUUGAUUCGGUCGUUCCUUAUGUUUUUUCUUAUGAAUAAUGUCUGUAACUAAUAAUUUAGUUAAACGGUAUUAAUUUAUUUAUCGAAUGUGGGUUAGUGGGAAAAGGAAGAUUUGUUAUGAUUAUACUGGCAUUUUUGGACAUACGAUAUGUUUACCUUUUCACAAAUUUCUUCAUUAGUCUGGGUACAACCAUUAAUGUUCAUAUCAUAACUGUGUGUAUACCGAUCAUCUUUACUAUUUUAUUCUUCUCAUCGAUCGUCAAUGUUUUUUUUUUUAGUUUUUUCAUAUUUUA
Messenger RNA from Cannabis sativa, 1525 nucleotides. RefSeq lists its product as uncharacterized. Lineage: Eukaryota; Viridiplantae; Streptophyta; Magnoliopsida; Rosales; Cannabaceae. The record is from RefSeq and is a predicted model, not a curated record. Bases 315 to 1178 code for a protein of 287 amino acids. Gene Ontology annotation, cellular component: plasma membrane. Gene Ontology annotation, molecular function: kinase inhibitor activity. The transcript has a single exon.